Sporothrix brasiliensis 5110 is the source of this 270-nucleotide messenger RNA. RefSeq names its product NADH dehydrogenase subunit 4L. The transcript has a single exon. The record is from RefSeq and is a predicted model, not a curated record. Gene Ontology annotation, molecular function: NADH dehydrogenase (ubiquinone) activity. NCBI's taxonomy places the organism in Eukaryota, Fungi, Ascomycota, Sordariomycetes, Ophiostomatales, Ophiostomataceae. Gene Ontology annotation, biological process: ATP synthesis coupled electron transport. Bases 1 to 270 code for a protein of 89 amino acids.
AUGAAUAUAACUUUAAUAAUUUUUUUAAUAGGUACGUUAGGAUUUGUACUUAACAGAAAAAAUAUUAUCUUGAUGCUUAUUUCAAUAGAAAUAAUGCUUUUAUCUAUAACAUUCUUAAUAUUAAUCAGUUCAUUAAAUACUGAUGAUAUAAUAGGUCAAACCUAUGCAGUUUAUAUAAUAAUUGUAGCUGGAGCUGAAUCUGCAAUAGGUUUAGGUAUAUUGGUGGCCUUUUAUAGAUUAAGAGGAAGUAUCGCAAUAACAUAUAAAUAA